This is a messenger RNA of Ictalurus punctatus (channel catfish), 1826 nucleotides long. It is a transcript of the gene fdx1, whose product is annotated as ferredoxin 1. The transcript is spliced from 4 exons. Lineage: Eukaryota; Metazoa; Chordata; Actinopteri; Siluriformes; Ictaluridae. The coding region runs from base 206 to 751 and encodes 181 amino acids. The record is from RefSeq and is a predicted model, not a curated record. Gene Ontology annotation, cellular component: mitochondrion. Gene Ontology annotation, molecular function: 2 iron, 2 sulfur cluster binding. Gene Ontology annotation, biological process: positive regulation of oxidoreductase activity; P450-containing electron transport chain.
UGAGGAUGGUGCGGUUGGGCAACCCGAACUGUUCCCUGUACUCUGAGCUCUAACAUUAGCUAGCAGUGCUAACACACAGCCAGGCGACUGAUUCCUAACAAACUAGUUUCUCUAGUUCGGUCAGGCUUUAAUCCAGAUCGACGGUACGGUCACAAAUACUGUUUCUUUUUUUAAUCGCACGAAUACUGUCUAUGCGUUUAAAACAAUGUCUUUUACAAUGGCAGCAGGGAGAUUAGUCGGUUUGAGUCUUUCGCGGACCUCCUGGAUACUUUCAAGGGGUGCCAAUACUUCAUCGAAAACUUUGGCAUCGCCGAACAAACUAUCUGACCCAAAUAACGACCUCAUUCGUAAAAGAGACAUAACAUCCUGCAGUGUCGUGCAGCCUCUCAGGUCGGAAAACAAGGUGACUGUUAAUUUCAUCAAUCGUGAUGGAGAAAAGAUUACAGUCAAGGCUUCCCCUGGUGACACAAUAUUAGACGUAGUUGUUCAACAAGACCUUGACAUUGAUGGUUAUGGAGCAUGUGAGGGAACUCUAGCUUGCUCCACGUGUCAUGUCAUUUUUGAAGAGGAGACAUAUAAACAGCUUGGACCAAUUAGUGAUGAGGAAAUGGAUAUGCUGGAUCUUGCCUAUGGUCUCACAGAUACGUCUCGUCUGGGUUGUCAGAUCUGCCUGACAAAAUCUCUGGAUGGCAUGACCGUGCGCGUUCCAGAGAGCUCGGCGGACAUCAGACAGUCAGAUGGCUCUGCGUAGUUUCUUUAGCCACUUCGUGCCUGUCUACCUACCAUAAACCAAUGUAAAUUGAUCAUGAGAAAAGGCAAACCUUUUGUGUGAUUGUAUUGAUUGAAGAGCAUGAUUGUAUUUAGAAAGGUAUUAUGAUGUUAGGAAUCAUGGUUUUGUCCAGUCCCUUUAUGGCUACAGUACUGGGUUGUAGUUUAACAGCUCGCUUGUACAGCUACAUGGAGGUUGUGAUCAGUUUAUCAGCACAUUUCUGAAAAUAACAAUGGAUCAUAAAAAUGGGCCAUAAAUUCUGUGAAAGUUUCAUAUAUUGAUUAUAAGUAGUUAACACAGAAUUCACAACAAACUGCAAAGAAACAUAUUUUUAAGAUGGAAAAAAAUGAGAAAUGUUAGUAUGGUAGGCUGUAAGUGCAAAACACAUGAACAAAUAGACAAAACUGUGGAAAAUGGAGAACUGGAGCAUGUUUACAGUAAGAGGAAAUAUGAGCCUAAACAAGUAAUGUUUUUAUUUGUGCUUCAUUUGAACAUUCAUAUGAUGCUACUUUAGAUCAGCUGUAAAUUUUGCAUGACAUUAGUAUGAGUAUGUGAAUGCUGAAAAGCAUCCAAAGGAAGCUGAGUUAGUUAUUCAAAAUAAUUACUCCUUACAAUAACAAUGAUAUUCUAAUUAUUUCUAGAAUAACAUGACACUUUGCAUUAAAUUGCUCUUGCUAGGUUAAGUAGAUAAUAGCCAAUAAUGUUCCCUUGUGAUAUUCAAAGGCCGUGUCCAAUCACCAACGGGCGUGUGAUGCUUAAUAAUGACCUUUCUGUUUUGAGUGUAUGUUGACUUGUUUCUGAUUUUGCUGUUGAAUUUAUUUGGUUUUGUUCAUGUGUUUUUCACUUACAUGCCACUGUGGUUUAGAGAUUUCAAGCUUGAGGUCUUGCCCAGUAUGCAAUGGAUUUUCUCAUACUAAUACUUUGGACAUUGAUUUUAUAUUCUUUAUAGUGUAUUAAACAAUUAGUGCCUCAUUAAUCCAAACAGUACUGAUUCAAAAUCUUUGAAAUAAUAAUAUAUGAAACUUGUAAGCUAUGUUUUAAUUAAAUAUUAAAUAAA